CCCAGACCGAAGAACCUGCAGCGCUCAACCGGCUCCCGGAAGUACGGCUCCGCGCCCCGGAAGCUAUUCCUAGAGCCGCAAGCGCACUCCGCCUCGUAUUCUGUGUAGACGUAGAUCUGGGCGACCGAGGCCGCGAGCGAGAUGCCGAUGGCCGUGGGUCCCUACGGGCAGUCCCAGCCAAGCUGCUUCGACCGCAUGAAGAUGGGCUUUGUGAUGGGCUGUGCCGUGGGCAUGGCGGCCGGGGCGCUCUUCGGCACCUUUUCCUGUCUCAGGAUUGGAAUGCGGGGUCGGGAGCUGAUGGGCAGCAUCGGGAAAACCAUGAUGCAGAGUGGCGGCACCUUUGGCACAUUCAUGGCCAUCGGGAUGGGCAUCCGAUGCUAAUCAUGGCAGUGGUUGCCCAAUACAUGUUCCCCACCGAUCAGUAACAACCCUUUAAAAAAAACCGUGUACUAUAUAUAAUAAAAACAAAGUCUUUGAGUAA
Manis javanica (Malayan pangolin) is the source of this 481-nucleotide messenger RNA. It is a transcript of the gene ROMO1, whose product is annotated as reactive oxygen species modulator 1. Lineage: Eukaryota; Metazoa; Chordata; Mammalia; Pholidota; Manidae. Gene Ontology annotation, cellular component: TIM23 mitochondrial import inner membrane translocase complex. Gene Ontology annotation, biological process: protein import into mitochondrial matrix; protein insertion into mitochondrial inner membrane. The record is from RefSeq and is a predicted model, not a curated record.